Solea solea (common sole) is the source of this 1281-nucleotide messenger RNA. It is a transcript of the gene galr1b, whose product is annotated as galanin receptor 1b. The record is from RefSeq and is a predicted model, not a curated record. Gene Ontology annotation, cellular component: membrane. Gene Ontology annotation, biological process: neuropeptide signaling pathway. Bases 1 to 1086 code for a protein of 361 amino acids. Gene Ontology annotation, molecular function: G protein-coupled peptide receptor activity. NCBI's taxonomy places the organism in Eukaryota, Metazoa, Chordata, Actinopteri, Pleuronectiformes, Soleidae. The transcript is spliced from 3 exons.
AUGCUGCCACCGGGAAAUAACUCCUCCUCUUCUGGCUGGUCAGUGUUGGUGGGCGGCGUGUCCGGGUCCGGGUCCGGGUCCGGUCCGGAGGCGGUGAUCGUGCCGCUGGUGUUCGGGCUGAUCUUCGUGGUGGGGCUGGUGGGGAACUCUCUGGUGCUGGUGGUGAUCGGGAGGGUGAGGUCUGUGAGGGCGGGGGGAGGAGGGGGAGGAGGAGGUGGCACGCGUGCCAGCGGCAGCAGCGCCACCAACAUCUUCAUCGUGAACCUGAGCGCGGCGGACCUGAGCUUCCUGUUGUUCUGCGUGCCCUUCCAGGCCACCAUCUACUCGCUGCCGGACUGGGUGUUCGGCGCGUUCCUCUGCAGCUUCGCGCACUUCUUCUCCAGCGUCAGCAUGUUGGUCAGCGUCUUCACGCUCGUCGCCAUGUCCGUGGACCGCUACAUCGCCGUGGUGCGCGCCAGGAAAGCCGCGUGCGUCCGGAGCCGCAGGAACGCGCUGGCCGGAGUGUGCGUCAUCUGGACUCUGUCGGUGCUGUGUUCGGUUCCGGUGGCUCAGCACCAGCACCUGACCUCUCACCCCGCCGCUCCCAACAGCAGCUUCUGUUGGGAGCGCUGGUCCGGAGCGUCCCGGCGCGCGUACCGGGUCAGCGUCCUGCUGCUGGGAUACCUGCUGCCGCUGCUGCUUAUCAGCUGCUGCUACUGCAAGGUUUUGUUUCAUCUCCAUAAAAAGAUGAAGAACAUGUCAAAGAGGUCUGAGCGCUCCAAGAGAAAGACGGCUCAGACGGUUCUGCUGGUGGUCACCGCCUUUGCCCUCUGCUGGAUGCCUCACCACAUCAUCGCCAUGUGGGUGGAGUUUGGGACGUUUCCUCUGAACGACGCCUCGUUCGCCCUCCGUAUCGUCGCUCACUGUCUCUCGUAUGGAAACUCGUGCGUGAAUCCCGUCCUCUACGCCUUCCUGUCCGAGAACUUCCGGAAAGCCUGUCGUCAGGUCUUUCCGUGUCACUUCCUGCACCCGCCGUCGCCUCAGGGCGCAGCUGUGCGAUUCCGCAUGGACAAUUUCUCCAGCACACACUCCACCACCAACAUCUGAGGGGACAGCAGGGGACAGCAGGGGACAGCAGCAGGGGACACACCACACGUGUGAGAGGAUACACGUGAGUGGACACCUGUGAUUGACAGCUGCUGUCAGCCAAUAGGAGCCAGGUUAAAGGGGAUGAUGUCACUUCCUGUGGACAUUAAACAUCGUCUUCAGAAGCAGCAACUGUUUGUUUAUCAUGAAAUAAAG